UCUAAAUCCUGCCAUUCCUGCCUGACCUGAUUCCUGAAUCCGGAUUUCCGGAAUCCUCAGUCAGAAUGUCAGACAGAAUAGCAAUAAGUUAAAAUAAAAAAGUUAGCUCAUCGUAUUCGUAAAUUCGUAGUGAUUCCAGUGAUUCCUGAGGACCAGUUUGUUUCAAGAAUCAAGACUUCAAGUUAGGAAGUUUUUUCCAGAAAAGUGUAUUGUAGGCUAGGCCUAGGCUACUUCUACUUUGUACAUGAAUAACUAUAAAGUCUAUAAACAGGGUUUAUGAAGAAAAUAAACAGAUUUGAAGUGGAAAAGGAACUUAAACUAACGUGGCAAGAAAGAUAAUGUACAUAAUAUCUGAUUAUAUCGGAACUGGAGUGUAUCAGAGACUGGAGUACAAUACUUUAAAAAGCUGCUAACAAGAUUAAUCUCUUACUUCCUACACUAAAGCACAAAUUAAAAAGAGGCAAUAAGAUUUGAAGAGGAGAAGUAACCUCAAUUCAAGCUGCAAGAAAGAUAAUUUAAAUUAUCUGAUAUAAUACUUUAAACAUCAGCUAACAGCAUUAAGUUUUUACCACACUUUAAGUAAUUCACUACAUAAAACUUAAAUUAUAGGCCUACAUGACUUUUAUAUGGCUGAUGUGGCUGAUGCAGUAUUAUAUGAAGAAAAAAUGGAACAUUGAAGCAACUUUCUCAUUUAAAUAAAUAGGCUAAUUUAAUUUGAUGGAACAUAAAAGUCAAGCAAAACAAUCAAAUUGCCAUUAGUAGCAUAUGUUGUAAGCCAUUUUAUACACAUAACAUCAUUAGAUCAAAAGGUGUUUUAAAGUUGAUUAAUACAUGUACAUAACUGUUAAACGUUUAACAAAUCAAACACAAAUAGACAUACAAAGCCCACCUGCUAAUUCCAAUUAGUUUCUGGCAUGUCUAAUUAAGUAGAAGUCAGAAAUAAAAAACUAAAACGUGUUAAAGAUGUAUAAAAAACCUUCGCUUGAGUGUCCAAUAUGUAGAAAAACGUUUUCAACUUCAUUUAAAAUGAAAAGUCACAUAUAUUUACACACGGGCGAGCGUCCCUUUAGAUGUUUGACAUGUGAGAAAACAUUUAUUCAACGACAACAUGUAGUGUAUCAUAUGUUGACACAUUCAGGGAAGUGUCCUUAUAAGUGCACUUUGUGUGGAAAAUCCUUCAAAACCAAGGCCAAUAUGAAGAGUCAUACAUUAUUAGUUCACACCGAAACACGACCUCACAAGUGCACUAUAUGUGGAAAAUCCUUUAAAACCACUGCUUUAAUGAAGACUCAUACAUUAGAUCACACAGGAGAGCGACCUUAUAAGUGUACUAUAUGUGGAAAAUCCUUAAAAACUAAGGACAUUAUGAACAGACAUAUAUUUGUUCACACCAGAGAGCGAAAUCAUAACUGCACUAUAUGUGGAAAAUCCUUCAAAACUAAGGAAUAUAUGAAGAGACAUACAUUAGUUCACAAAGAAGAGCGACCUCAUAAGUGCACUUUAUGUGGAAAAUCCUUCAAAACCACUGCUAAAAUGAAGAGUCAUAAAUUAGUUCACACUGAAGAGGGACCUCACAAGUGCACAAUUUGUGGAAAAUCCUUUAAAUCCACUGCUAAAAUGAAGAUUCAUACAUUAGAUCACACAGGAGAGCGACCUCAUAAGUGUACUAUAUGUGGAAAAUCCUUCAAACGGAAGGAAAUUAUGAACAGUCACAUAGUUGUUCACACCAGAGAGCGACAUCAUAAGUGCACCAUAUGUGGAAAAUCCUUCAAAACUCAGGACUAUAUGAGGAAACAUACAUUAAUUCACAAAGAAGAGCAACCUCAUAAGUGCACUAUAUGUGGAAAAUCCUUUAAAACUAAGGACUAUAUGAGGAAACAUAGAUUAGUUCACACAGAAGAGCGACUUCACAAGUGCACUAUAUGUGGAAAAUCCUUCAAAACUAAGGACUAUAUAAGGAAACAUAGAUUAGCUCACACUAGAGAGCGACCAUCAUAAGUGCACUAUAUGUGGAAAUCCUUCAAAACCAUUACUUGCACGAAGCAAUUUACAUCAUUUCACACAGAAGAGCGACCUCAUAAGUGCACUACAUGUGGAAAAUCCUUUAAAACUAAGGACUAUAUGAGGAAACAUAGAUUAGUUCACACAGAAGAGCGACUUCACAAGUGCACUAUAUGUGGAAAAUCCUUCAAAACUAAGGACUAUAUAAGGAAACAAGGGUGUCUACCAACCGGGAAAUCCGGGAAAACCGGGAAUUGUACUUAUUUUUUAACUGGCCAUGAAAUGUACGGGAAUUGUCCUUAAAUGCCAGACUAAGUCCUUAAAUUUUUAAUGGGCAAUAAUUUUAUCGCUAGUUGGUUAGGAGCACAUAUAAGGUUUAUCAGAUGUUUGUUUGGUUUACAUUUUCAUAAAUUUAAUACUAGGGUAAUUAAUUGUGCAAUGAAAAACCAUUAGAAGCUCAAACCCAUUAAUAUUUUAUCACCACAAUCAAGUGUCACGUAAAGUACUUCCAAGAACCAUUGUGAAAGUAUCUUAGGUCAUAAAAGUUUUAUCACUUUUAUUCCUUUACAACUUCCAUUAUUUAUUACUUGGGUAAUUAUUAUGAGAUCCCAAAUCUAUUUAAUCAUGGAAAUAAUAGUUGUAUUAUAAUGGCAGUUAAAUUUCACUUCUGUACUUUUAUCUUCUUGAACAUUCAAUUUGCCGCUGGCCAUUGCCUACUGUCAUAAAACUGUUUAUGGUUUCAUACUAAACUUGUAACUAAUCUACAGUAUUUUUUUGUAAGUUAAAACUUUUUUUAUGGAUAUUACUUUCAAUUGACAAAACCACAAGUAUUGUUGUUUGGGUUUAUUUAUUUAUUUAUUCCAACGGUUUCUCCAUUUAAUAAUGGGUUAGUUGUAAAGCAGGCCUACUUGGUCUCAAAUCAUGUCAUUGCAUUUUCUGUAUCUUUGUCUUAUAAUUUUGGCUGUUCAGUUUUCAAUGUUUUUGUUUCCCAUAUUUAUUUAUUGUGUUAUAUGCUUUGCAAUCUAAAUCUUAUGAACUAGAAUGAUGAUAGUGACUUUGCUGCUAUUAUAACCUCAUUGUUUGUUACUCAGUUGAUAUAGGCCCCCCCUAAAUAAUUAGGUCUAGGCCAGGGUAUUUUUAUUCUUUGAAAGAGCUGUAGAAUAUACUAAGAAAAUGUAAUUGAUCCCAAUAACUUUGCAAAUGAAAAGACAAUAAUCUUACUCUGUGCUUACUGGUAGCCGCUUACCAUACCAAUUUUGUACAGAGAACCGAGGUACAAUAUUUGUAUUAAAGAUUUGUUUCAAAAGUAGUCGAAAACUUAAUGUUGUGCUAGGGCGAAUCAUGCCUAACUAAUCCACAUAAAUCGGAUAUGAUAUGAUAAUGUUUCCAUGACUGAUGGAGAUAUUCAGGAUUCCGUCGCUAAUGCGGUAGACGAUGAUUGGGUUUCUCUGUUACACUACAAAGCUUUACCCGAAGUAAAUGUUUGCUCAUUUCAAUAAAUUUCUAUUUUGAAAUUUAACUCUUGUCUAUUAUUACUUACUUUUCUCUCUGGUACAACUACAGUGAAGAAGAAGAGUAAACAGUUUGACAAAUCAGUAAAAUAUAUUCGGUAAUCGCACCGAAAAAGGUUACGACAAAAUGUCCUUAAAUGUACGGGAAUUGUCCAUGAAUUUUCUAUCCAGAAUGUAGUAGACACCCUGAUAGAUUAGCUCACACUAGAGAGCGACCAUCAUAAGUGCACUAUAUGUGGAAAAUCCUUCAAAACCAUUACUUGCACGAAGCAAUUUACAUCAUUUCACACAGAAGAGCGACCUCAUAAGUGCACUACAUGUGGAAAAUCCUUCAUAACUAAGUACUAUAUGAAGAAACACACAUUAUUUCACACAGAAGGGCGACUUUAUAAGUGUUCUUAUGUGGAAAAUCAUUCCAAACAAGUGUCCAUGUAAAGAGGCAUAAAUUAGUACACAAUGUUGAGUGAUCUCAUAUUUUGCAUAUUUUUGUCGAUAUUUUGGAAGGUGGAACUUGUUGUUUAGCAAAGGUAUAUGUAUUGUUUAUCAAUCGUGUCCCCUGCGUCCAAAAGGUACUUGCACAUCAACACUUACAUAUUUUAACCUUGCCAAGCCGUUUGAAAAUCAAAAAUGUAACAUUUAAUUUUUGGCCAAGUAUCGCCUUUUUCGGAUGCAUAAUCUUUUCUUCUAAUUGUUAACCUACUUUAGAAUUGUAUUUUGGCUGGAAAACUAUAUUUUGAUGUCUAAUGUGAAAGGGAACUACAAAAAAAAAAAUGGUUUCAGCAAUCUGACACAUACUUUAUGAGGUUUAUUGUUUUGUAAAUAAGAUACAACUUUGGGUUUCCGCAAUCUCAACCGGUUAGAAUAAUACAUGGAAAGUACAUCAUUGGUUAUGUACCACGAAUGGUUUGAAAUUAAAUUUUCAUGUGUUAAGCUCUUCGAGGAUGUGUUGGUUAGUCUAUGCCUAUGCAUUAUACAUGUUUUUGAAAAGGAUUUCCCUUUUACUGUUAGUCUUCUUCCUGCCCUUUAAUACCUCAGUUGCGUUUAGCCAUACAUACGUGUUUGUUUAGUUUUUAAUAAAAAAUAAAUAAAAUGGAAACAUUAGGCUGUGGCGGAGAAUUUUUAUUAUUACACCCAGAGUGGAAACUCUCACAUUAGUAUUGGUGGUUU
This is a messenger RNA of Macrosteles quadrilineatus (aster leafhopper), 4679 nucleotides long. RefSeq names its product gastrula zinc finger protein XlCGF7.1-like. The transcript has 3 exons. Gene Ontology annotation, cellular component: nucleus. Lineage: Eukaryota; Metazoa; Arthropoda; Insecta; Hemiptera; Cicadellidae. The record is from RefSeq and is a predicted model, not a curated record. Bases 964 to 1998 code for a protein of 344 amino acids.